AAACAUCCCAGUGGAAUGUCGUUCCUAUAGAAUUGGACGCAAUUGAUUUGUCAAUUGGCUUUGUCAAAAACCAAAAUCACACGCGACAAUCCAUCAAAAUACAAAACAACCUUCGGUCUAGGGUUUGCAGAGGACUCAAAAGUAAUCAUAAUCUAACCGAUGGGAGGCCACGGCGCUGUAGAGGCGGCGAAGACGGUCAUUGAGGUGGCCGACGUGGCCUGGAAAGCCAUGGAAUUUACUCAUCACCACCAACUCCACAAUCACAACCGCGAAAAUCACGAAAGUGACACCAAGCGGGUGUCAAUAGACGAAGAAUUGGAGUCUUUAAGAUCCGAAAAUCAGCGCCUAAAGAACCAGCUUGAGCAGAAUUUGAAACUUCUCCAAAACUUAUCCGAAUCACCUUGCUUGUUAAAUGAUUGCCCCCCUGAUCUAUACACCCGCCUAGUUGCUACCGUGGAUUCUGAAAACUUCUUGGCUCGACUUAAAUCCCUUCAGCAGGCUUCAGCCAACAAAACUAUCAUUGAAUUCCCCUUCAAGGAAGCUACAGGGGAUGAUAUUCAUUCUGCUGAAAUUCUGAUUAAUGUCUCUUGUGAUGAACCUAGUUGGUGGGUAUGGGUCACAGAAGAAAUGGUUCCCAACAAUGUUGAAGAACACAGUGGAAUUGAUGAUGAAAAUUAUGUAGUUGUUACUGAGGAACAUGUGGUGGAUGGGGUUGCCAACUUCAUAGCUAAAUGCAUCGUGUCAAAUCCAAAGUCUAAGAAUAUGACACCAGAGGAGUUGCAGAAGACUGUGGCAAAAGCAUUGGGUGGGGUGAGCAAAUAUGGGAAGAUGAUAGAUAUUUGGCAUGCAGGACAGCUGUUUUAUACCUUGGCUACCUGGGGACUUACCCUGUGGGGGCUGUAUCGGAGUCGAGCUAUACUAAAACUUGCUGCAAAGGGUGUUCAAACAACUAGCAAAGUCUGUUUAAGGGCACUCUGAAGAGGGCCACUCCGUUGCAAUGAGCAAAAUAAAUUGAAAAUUUGUAAGCGUGCUAUGUUAAUUAUGUGAUUCCUUCCAGUGUCACCCCGUGUGCAAGUUCUGUUUAAUUCCUCCUUUCCUAUCAACGGUUUGUAUAAAUGUAAGUACUUGUAAACAUUGUUGGUUACCUUUGCUACUCCGUUCAAUAAUUGAAUUGAUUGAUUUA
Hevea brasiliensis (rubber tree) is the source of this 1183-nucleotide messenger RNA. RefSeq lists its product as uncharacterized. NCBI's taxonomy places the organism in Eukaryota, Viridiplantae, Streptophyta, Magnoliopsida, Malpighiales, Euphorbiaceae. The transcript is spliced from 6 exons. The coding region runs from base 160 to 978 and encodes 272 amino acids. The record is from RefSeq and is a predicted model, not a curated record.